AUGCCAGCAAUAAUUGAACGUGAAAAAUAUUCUGACAGUUCCAAUGAUGAAAGUUUACAAAAAUCUUCAAGACAUGUUAAAAAUAUAAAUCAUGAUGUUGAAUCUGGACGACCUUUGUUGAACUUUACUUUCAAUUCUACGUCUAUACGAAAUGCCUUUAUUCGGAAAGUUUUCUUUCUUGUUUCAAUUAUGCUUUUGGUCACUGCGUUAAUAACAUCAAUUCCGUUUAUGAACAGUGAUAUUCGUCACUUUGUACAACGUUCUUUUGGACUUUAUAUUAUAAGCUGGUUAUUAUUCACGGUCGUUUAUAUUGCAUUAAUGUGUUGUGAAGGGAUUCGAAGGUCAUAUCCGACCAACUUGAUAUUCACAGCAUUAUUAACUUUAUCAAUGAGUUUGCUGACUAUGUGCAUAUGUGCUUAUCAUGAUAUCAUCUCCGUAUUGAUAUGCUUAGUUAUCACAGCUAUUUGUUGCUUUGGUAUUAUCAUUUUUGCUUUACAAACAAAGUAUGACUUGACAAGUUUUCUUGGAAUAUUAUUCAUAUGCACACUUGUCGUAUUUGUAAUUGGCAUUGUGGCAAUGAUAGCUGCGUGGAUAUUUAACGUCAAAUGGUUGUAUAUAAUAUACGCUGGCCUUGCUGCUAUAUUAUUUAUGGCAUAUUUAGCUGUUGAUAUACAAUUAGUAAUGGGUGGAAAAAAGUAUGAAAUUUCACCAGAAGAGUACAUUUUUGCAGCAAUUACAAUAUUUACUGAUAUAGUUUACUUAUUUUGGAUGAUACUUGGCCUUUUUGGUGGCAUUCAAAAUGAAUAA
This is a messenger RNA of Thelazia callipaeda (thelaziosis nematode), 807 nucleotides long. Lineage: Eukaryota; Metazoa; Nematoda; Chromadorea; Rhabditida; Thelaziidae. The record is from the annotation of a GenBank genome assembly.